This is a messenger RNA of Pecten maximus, 3170 nucleotides long. Its product is annotated as kielin/chordin-like protein. NCBI's taxonomy places the organism in Eukaryota, Metazoa, Mollusca, Bivalvia, Pectinida, Pectinidae. The record is from RefSeq and is a predicted model, not a curated record. Gene Ontology annotation, molecular function: protein binding.
AGUGCGUGGAUGGCGGGAAGCGGUACGAGAACAGGGAUGUGUGGGUAUCAUCAUCUGAUCCUUGUCGUGUGAACCAGUGUCGUGAGGGUCGUAUCAUCACAAGGCCACGUCAGACGUGUAACCAUACCUGUACACACGGCACUAUUCGGCGUAACGAGUGCUGCUCCAGCUGUACAGACUGUCUGUACGACGGCGAGACCUACAGUGAUGGUCAGAGCUUUAUGAUGCCUGGGGACAGUCUACAGAGGUGUACAUGUACCGCAGGAAAUGUAAAGUGUAAUCAGAUUGGUCCAUGUCCACCACUCAGGUGUAGUGUUACAGAAACUCCAUCAGGUGCUGUUUGUCCUGUAUGUAAAGGUUGUUCCUACAAUGGCCAAGUUUACCAACAUGGAGAUACUGUCUCAGCUAGUCGAUGUACUAUCCUCAGAUGUAGGGAGGGUCAAGUACUUUCGGACAGGGUCCAGUGUCCUCCUCCACCAUGUCUUAACCCCGUAGAGGUGGACGGUCAGUGUUGUCCAGUCUGUAAGGAGUGUUCAUUUGAAGGGAGGCACUACAGAGAAGGGUCUACCUUCCCCCAUCCAAGUAAACCUUGUGAGACCUGUCACUGUCAGCGGGGUGAGGUACGGUGUAGGAAGACUUCAGUAGAUACCUGUCCCCCAGUCACCUGUCGCUACCCAGAGACCCGCCCUGGGGACUGUUGUCCAUCCUGUGGGGGCUGUAACUAUCUAAAUAGACACUUCCAGAAUGGUCAGAAGUUUGUCCCCCCAGGUGGAGAUGCUUGCAGAGUAUGCGUGUGUGAGGCAGGCACAGUAAACUGUACACGAAUGGAGUGUAGCCCUGUGACCUGUCCCAACCCAGUACGCCCUGCUGGUCGCUGUUGUCCUGUGUGUCCUAUCAAUUGUAACGUCCUCGGCACACGCUACAGAGAGGGUCAGUCAUUCGGGGACACCAUGGACCCCUGUACCAGGUGUACCUGCUGGGGAGGGAGGAUCACCUGUCAGUCCCAUGCCUGCCCCAGUACUGGCUGUACUAACCCAGCCCGACGUCCCGGUCAGUGCUGCCCCUCCUGUAGUCAAUGCGAGUACAACAACAGGGUAAUCAGGAAUGGUCAAGUCCACAUUGAUCCACUUCAGCCCUGCCAAGAGUGCAAAUGUACUGAUGGGACCAUCACCAAUGUGACAGUGUCAUGUCCUCCACUCACAUGUGACCGACCCGUGACUCUGCCUGGACGUUGUUGUCCAGUCUGUGAAGAUGACAUUCCAGCCCCUACAUCUGACCUAACUUGUGAAGUGAGCCAAAUUACAUACCGGGAGGGGGCCACCAUGCCCCAUCCCUCAGACAAGUGUCAGGAGUGUUUCUGUAGACGAGGUCGAGUGGAUGACUGUCGACAGAAGUUGUGUGCCCAGACUCGUUGUAACAGUCCAGUAUUUACACAAGAGGAAUGUUGUCCACAAUGUACAGACUGUAACUUCGAGGGUUUGAUCCAUAAGAGUGGUAGUAGAUUUACACACCCAGUGAGACGUGACCAGACUUGUACCUGUACUCGAGGUAACGUGAUGUGUGAGUGUAAUCACUGCCAGCCUCUUACCUGUCGUAACCCCGCCCCUGCCAACAGUACCUCAUGCUGCCCGACCUGUCACCACUGUCUCCAUGGAAACCAGGAUCGCGGUAAUGGCACACAAUUCCCAUGUGGAGAAUCUUGUACUACCUGUACAUGUAUAAAUGGUAACAUCAAGUCCAUGGCUCAGGCUUGCUCACCAGUUGACUGUCAACAUCCAGUUACAGAUGGCUGCUGUCAGAACUGUGACCAGUGUUCCUACCAGGGUCGUACCUAUAGUGAUGGCCAACGCUUCUCGGACCCUCGUAAUGACUGUAACCUGUGUAUAUGUGACAGGGGCACAGUCACCUGUCAGGCCAAGUCUUGUCCUGCCCCAACCUGCAGCUAUCCCUCAAAUGGCUUGUGCUGUCCUGAGUGUGGAAACUGUAUGUACCCAAACUCGGCUGGCCGACUCAUCAGGAAUGGUCAUCGUGUUCCCAGUGACCAGGAUGUAUGUACCGAGCACCUGUGUAGGAACGGUGAAAUUGCUAACCUCACCAAGCGUUGUGUGGGAGUGUCCUGUCAAAACCCAGUCACUCGUGACUGUUGCCAGGAGUGUACCGACUGUCUGUACCGAGGAUUGGAGAGGAGGAAUGGGGAAUAUUUCAAGAACCCUGAUGAUGGCUGCAGUACCUGUCAAUGUGUGGAUGGUAAUGUUAGGUGUAGUCGUAAGCCAUGUAACCCAGUCGACUGUAAUUGUCCUGCAGUCAAAGGAUGUUGUCCAGUUUGUGGUGACUGUUUCUAUCGUAACAAAUUUUACGUUGAUGGACAGAACUUCACAGACCCUAAUGAGACGUGUGUGAAGUGCGAGUGUCAGCAGGGAAAUGUACGAUGUGCUCGUGUAUCUUGUCCACUCCUGCUUUGUCCAGAGAAUGUCCAGUUUUAUGGUAGUAACCGAUGCUGUAAGCAAUGCCCCACACCAGACCGCCUUGUUGACUGUUCAUAUGAGGGCCAGCGUUACACACCUGGUCAGAUAUUCCCUUGCGGCUGUGACACCUGUACCUGUCGACGUGAUGGUACAUUGGACCUACGUCGUACUGACUGUCCCCCUGCCUUCUGUAAGGAUCCCCGCACUAGUGGUGUGUGCUGCCCAAGCUGUGAAUACUGUGAGCUGCAACAGUCGACAGAUCUGGCCCGAACAAUGGUCCUGAGCAAUGGCGAGCGAAGGGAUGACCCACGGGAUAGCUGUACCACCAUUAUAUGUGAGAAUGGAAACAUUGCACGUUUAUCACGAUCCUGUGAUGUUCAAUGUACUCAUGCCGUCCCACCAUCACUGGGCAAGUGUUGUCCAGAGUGUACAGACUGCUUCUACCGCGACAGUACAGGGGCCGAACAGAUCAUCAGACACACCCAGACCUACUCUGACCCUGGCUACCCCUGUAGGGACUUCAUCUGUCAGUUUGGUAAUUUAACCCAGCAACAGAGGACAUGUAAUUUUGUGACAUGUGACAAUCCUACGAGAGAUCGCUGUGGAUGUGAUGUUUGUGAUUCCUGUCUAUAUAAUGGUGUACAGUACAUUGAUGGGGAAAUCUUUAACCACUUGUUUGACCCCUGCCAGGAGUGUGAGUGUAAG